Molecule: messenger RNA, 787 nt
Organism: Rhizopus microsporus ATCC 52813
Lineage: Eukaryota; Fungi; Mucoromycota; Mucoromycetes; Mucorales; Rhizopodaceae
Product: pectin lyase-like protein
Exons: 1
Coding region: 351-659 (102 amino acids)
Biological process (GO): cell wall modification
Molecular function (GO): pectinesterase activity
Source: RefSeq, a predicted model, not a curated record
CAGGCUUAUUUCAAAAAUGUCAAGAUCUACGGUUUCCAAGAUACCCUUUUAAUCAACCGCAGUGGCUCUGCUUACUUUAAGAACUGUUGGAUUGAAGGUUCAGUUGAUUUCAUUUGGGGCUUUGGCACUGGUAAAGAAAGAAAAGUAUUAUACACAGAAUAUCCAACCAUUGACCUACUGUUGCUUUAGGUUACUUUGAUAAAUGUGUCAUUGCCUCCAAUCAAAAAGGCACCUCUGUCACUGCUCAAGGUAAUGAUUCUGCAAAUGCUCCUGGUGGCUUCUACUUUAAUCACUGCGUAUUCAAGGCUACUGUUCCAUCAGGCCCCUUGUCCAAAACAUAUAACCCUUCCAUGGCUUUUACUUCUCCUGCUCAGUUCCCAGACUCUUGCUACUUGGGCCGUCCCUGGCGCUCGUACGCUCGUGUCAUCAUCAUGAACUCAGACCUCGGUAAUCAUAUCAAACCUGCUGGCUGGAGCGAAUGGCCUACUUCUACCCCUGACACACGUAAUGUUCUCUAUGGAGAAUACAAGAACUUUGGAGCACGCCCUUGGACUAGUGCACGUGUCAAAUUUUCAAAGAAUUUGAGUGAUAAUCAAGCUGCUCAAUUUACUGCUAAGAAGGUCUUUGGUGGCAAUACUUCAUGGUUCCAAAACCGAUAGUCACAAAAUCCAUAAUCAUUUCAAUACAUAUAAAAAAACAAAUGUUUAUAUCCUCUUUUGUUAAUUGCAUCCAAAGCAAAAGAAGAGUGACGAAUUCUGCAGUUAUCCAUGACAAUAAAAAUCUUUUC